AUGAACAAUAAUAUUGUUAUAACUAUUAAUACUACUUAUAAUACUACUUAUAAUUAUGAUAUCAUUCAUAAUCAAUCUAUUAUAUAUAAUACAUUAAAUAAUACAUAUAAUUAUUUAUUACAUAUAGAAAAACGUUAUUGGUGUUUAUGUUUAAUGAUAUUUUCAAUUGCUACAUUAUUUGGUAAUUCAUUAGUUGUAUUAAGUGUAAUACGUGAACGUUCAUUAAGAAAUGCAACAAAUUGGUUUAUAGUUAGUUUAGCAAUUGCUGAUAUUAGUUUAGCAAUAUUAGUUAUGCCAUUAGCUACAUGGUUAGAAGUUGUCAACGGUUAUUGGAUUUUUGGAACAAUGAUCUGUGAUAUCUUCAUUAUGUUCGAUGUGUUAUUCUGUACUGCAUCAAUACUCAAUUUAGUAGCCAUUUGUUUGGAUAGGUAUUUAGCUGUAACACAACCAAUAAUCUAUGCAAAACAUAAUAAUAUGAAACGUGUACAAAUAUCUAUUGCAUUAGUAUGGAUUGUAUCAUUCUUAAUAGCUAUACCAUUAAUAUGCGGUUUAAAUGUAAAUCGUUAUAAUGAUCCAACUAUAUGUCAAUCAUUUAAUGCCUUAUAUAUUAUAUGUUCAUCAUUAGGUUCAUUUUAUUUACCAGCUAUUAUAUUAAUUGUUGUUUAUCAACGUAUAUUUGCUUUAAUUAAACAACGACAUAAAUUAUUACGAUUAAAUCAAUCAUUAAAACAACAACCAUAUACAUCAUCAUUACAACAAUUACAAUUACAAAGAAAACAAUCAAGAUUACAUGAAGAUGAUGAUGAUGAUGAAGAAGAGGAAGAACAAGAAGGACGGGUAGUAGAAGAAGAAGAAGAACAACAACAACAACAAGAACAACAAUCGAUUGUUCAAUUAUAUGAUCGUAUUUGUUUAAAUAAUGAUCAAACUAUAUCUACAUUAUAUCGUACAACAACAACAACAACAACAACAAUGACAACGACAACAACAACUACUACUACGACGACUACUACAAUAAUGAAUUCAAAUGAUGAAAUUAGUUAUUCUGAAUUACAAUCAUCUUCACCAAUCAAAGUAAUAGAAUACAUAAAACAACAUGAUCCAGAACAUAAACAAUUUACUAAUGAAUUCGAUGAGAAUUUCUCGGAUGUAAAUUUUGAAGGACCACGUUAUGAUAUAUCAUCACCAAAUUUAAAUAAUUCUGAUCGAUUCGUUUCAAUAAUGAAUUAUACCUAUUCAAUGGAUCAUUUGAAAUUAACCAAUCAAAAUAAAAGAAGUCAUUUCAAUGAAAAUAAUAAUGAUUUAUUAAAUAAUCAAUUGAAUCAAUUAUAUCAUUCUGAUAUAGAUUUAAAUACAAUUCAAUCAAUGGAAUCACCUAAACAUAUAUUGAAUAAUUCAAAUGAUGUAUCACUUAUAUCACCAUAUACCAAAGACGAUGACGAUGAUGAUGAUGACGACGACGAUGAUGAUGAUCAUGAAGAUGAUGUUAAUGAAUCUAGGACUACAUUUCAAUGUGGUUAUCUAUAUAAUAUAUCACCUUCUAUACAUUCAGAAGAAGAGAAACAAUCACAUACAGAACAAAAACAAACUACUCAUAAUUCUCCAAUGAUAUUAAAAGAAGUCAUUUGUAAUUCAAAGAAACAAUCAAAAUCUUCUAUGUUGUCAUUUGAAAAGUUUAAUUCAUAUUCAACACAGAAAUCUUCUUCUUGUCAUCAUCAUCAUCAUCGUCGUCAUCAUCAUCAUCAUCAUCACGACCAUCAUCAUAACUUAUCUAAAUCAAAUAUUAGAAAUCUAUUCAAAUUAUCAUGGAUUCAUAAGUGUUUAAAUCAUUCACAUGUAUAUAAUAGUACUUCAUCAUCAAAUAACUCGGAAUAUUCAUGUCCUGGACUAUGUUCAGAAGAGAUGAUAAAUUAUAGGAUUAAAUUAAAUAAAGGUCAGUUUUUCAACAACUAUAAUGGUGAUGAAGAAGAAGAUAAUGAUGAUGAUGAUGAUGAUGAUGAUGACGAUGAUGAUUAUGAUGAUGAUGAUGUUGACGACGACGAUGAAGACGAUGAUGAUGAUGAUGAUGAUGAUGAAACAGUGAAUGGAUUAACUUCAUGUAAAUUUUGUCAAAAUCAAUUAAAAUCAAAUUCAUUCUAUCAACCAUAUGAAUGUAUUCAAUGUCAACCAAUUAUAUUUCAAUAUAAUUGUCAAUCAUUUAAUCAAAAUAAAUCUAUUCCAUUACAAAAUAAUCAUAAAAUAAAUUGUUGCCAUAGUAACGGAUUGCUGAAUAAAACUCAUGAAAAAAUCAAUAAGAAAAAUAUGAAAAAUUCAAAAAAUAAAUUCAAAUUUAAAUUUUCCCGCGAUAAAUUUCAAAUUCAAUUCAAUGAUCAAUUUAAACAAAAUAUACAAGAUUUUAUGAAAUAUUUAAUUAGAUUAUUUAAAUUUAUUCAUUAUAAAACAAAUAUAAAUGAUCCUAUAAAUCAUAAUCAUAAUCAUCAUCAUAAUAAUAAUAAUAAAACAAUGACAACUAAUUCAAUUCUACCUAUUGAUAUCGAUAUAAGUAGUGGUAAAUCAACCCAAAAAACGUUAUAUAGUCAAAGUCCUAUAUAUAAAACAAUAAAAACUAAAAAUAUUCUAUCAAAUAAAGAGAAAAAAGCAACAAAAACAUUAGCUAUUGUAUUAGGUGUUUUUCUAGCCUGUUGGUUACCAUUUUUUUCUAUUAAUAUUGGUUUAGGUUUAUGUAUCUAUUUAGGAUCAGAUCAAUAUGGUCUAUGUGAAUAUGCUAGUAAAUUAAUGUCAUCAUGUACAUGGCUUGGUUAUAUUAAUUCGGCAUUAAAUCCAAUUAUUUAUACAAUAUUCAAUAUGGAAUUUCGUUUAGCAUUUCAAAAACUAUUACAUAUCAAAUAA
Molecule: messenger RNA, 2889 nt
Organism: Schistosoma guineensis
Lineage: Eukaryota; Metazoa; Platyhelminthes; Trematoda; Strigeidida; Schistosomatidae
Source: the annotation of a GenBank genome assembly